Messenger RNA from Brassica napus (rape), 2201 nucleotides. RefSeq names its product high affinity nitrate transporter 2.6-like. Gene Ontology annotation, biological process: nitrate transmembrane transport; cellular response to nitrate. The transcript has a single exon. Gene Ontology annotation, molecular function: nitrate transmembrane transporter activity. The record is from RefSeq and is a predicted model, not a curated record. Gene Ontology annotation, cellular component: plant-type vacuole membrane; plasma membrane. The coding region runs from base 1370 to 2017 and encodes 215 amino acids. NCBI's taxonomy places the organism in Eukaryota, Viridiplantae, Streptophyta, Magnoliopsida, Brassicales, Brassicaceae.
ACUCUUCACCUCGUUGUAGAUUUGAUAUCAAUGCCACAAUAAUUAUUUUAGAGUCUAGAGAGGUAGAUACGUGAGAAAGCUUGUGUUAAUGCUAACCUAACAAUAUUGCUUGGCAAUUACUACAAUUGAUUAGACUUAAACCAACAUGUCUAGCCAUUAGUUUCAUUUUUGUGUCAAAUAGUUUCAUUAAACUAGUAUAUUCUUAAUAUAUUUGGAUAUAUAAAUCAUAAAAAAUAUUUUUGUCAAAUUUAUGCAUUGUAAAGUUAUAAUAUAUCAUUCUUAUAUAUAAUAAAUGACUACACAUUACAAAUAUAUAUAAUUUGAAAUUUGUGUUUGAAAUAAAUUGACAAAUAUUAAAACAACAUAUACAAACUGAUAUUAAUAAAAUAAAAUUUAUACAAAAAUAUAUUAUAUAAAAAUUAUAUGUUUUUGUAUAGAUAUAUGAUAUUUUUCAACGUGCGACGGAUUUGCUAGGAUAAAAAUGUUGUUGCUAUUUAGCGAUAUUAGUAUUUGUAGCUAGUUGUUGCUAAAUAGAAUAAUGUUGGCUACGACUUUUGUUGUAGCUAAAGUGUAGCUAUCUAGCUACGGAUCGCCGACGGAAUCUGUCCCUAGCUAUAUAGCUACGGAUUGCUACGAAUUGCUACGGAUUUAGCUACAAAAAUAAAAUUAUGUGUUCCGUCACUAUCUUUCGCCAUUUCUGUCGCUAAAUUAUUUGGCUACGGAAAUACCUUCGCCAGUCCGUAGCUAUUUUGAUAAAUUCUUGUAGCGUUUGUUCAAUUGCAUUAUCAUAUCAAAUAUACUAACGGGGAAUUAGUGAGAAUUGUUUUUUUUUUUUGUUGGUUAUUAUAAUUCAUAUAUUUUGUCUGUUAUUGGUAUAUAGAUUCUACAGUUUUAAGGAAAUUCAUUAUAGUAAUUUUUAGUUGUAAUAUUUUUUGAAAUUCACACUUAUUAAUUUGAUGACUUCUAAAUCCUGUUUAAAAUGUGAUUUUAUAAUAAUUCUAAUAAAAUUUAGUUUUAUAAUUUAAGUUAUUAAUCACAAGAAUAUUAUGGAUAUUCAUUGGCUUUCUUAAAGUUGUUAACUUUCUACAAACUUAGCAUAGCUCUAUGAAAAUUUAACAAAUAUCCGAACAUUGAAAUUUAACCACCUCUGUCAAAAUUGAAGUCUCACUAAUCCCUUAAUAUUCUUUUCAGAUUUAAGUUUCUUCCAUUAAGAGUAACUUGACCUAUUUGUUUUCUUUACGUACAUAAGCUUUCAACUUAACUUGACCUCUAAUUUUCUCAGAUUUAAGUUUCUUCCAUCACAAGUAACUUGACUUGCUUCUUUUGUUUUACUUGUAUCAGGUUUCAACUCGAACUCCAUACAGCUGGUAUGAUAGCAGCCAGCUUUGGUAUGGCUAACUUCUUCGCCCGUCCUAUUGGUGGCUUGGCAUCAGACGUGUCGGCUAGGUUUUUCGGUAUGAGAGGGAGGUUAUGGACCCUUUGGAUCUUACAAACUUCUGGUGGUGUUUUCUGUGUUUGGCUCGGCCGUGCCAUUUCACUUCCUAUAGCUAUUUUAGCCAUGAUGCUUUUUUCCUUUGAUGUAAAAGCUGCUUGUGGGGCCAUCUUCGGCAUCGUUCCUUUUGUCUCGCGCCGCUCUCUAGGAAUAAUAUCAGGACUGACCGGCGCAGGAGGAAACUUUGGGUCGGGUCUAACUCAACUGGCCUUUUUCUCGUCAUCAAGAUUCCAUACUGCAGAUGGUUUGUCGCUGAUGGGAAUUACAACGAUGAUAUUUACGCUUUUGGUUGCGUUUAUACAUUUUCCACAGUGGGGAAGUAUGUUUUUAGGACCAACAAGUGACAGUAGAACAUCAAAGGAAGAGCAUUAUUAUGCGGCGGAGUGGACUGAGGAAGAGAAGCUGCAAGGAUUGCAUGAAGGCAGUCUAAAGUUCGCAGAGAAUAGUAGAUCUGAAAGAGGCAAAAUGGCAGCUCCGGACAGCACCUCCACACCGCUGGAAAAUGAAAAUCCGGCUAAUGUUUAGUUAUGGAAUAUUAUUUUCAUCUCCUACAUAACUACACAUAAAAUAAGUGUUCUAUAUAUAUCCAAGGAGCACAAAUACAUUCAUUUCAUCAAAUUGAAUUAAUUUUUUUUUUGUCUGGCUUGUUUCUUGUUAUAUAUGAAGUUUUAUUAAUUCAAAGUAAUACAUUCAUUUCAUCAAAUUGACA